CUGGUUUUAAAGUACACGUCCAUACAGGACUACAGGAUAGUUUUAUCUAGCGCAAAUACGAAUUAUAUAUUUUUAUAUUCCUCCACAUUAGUCAGUAAAGUGGGAAAACUCUGACAAGUCAGUUAACAUAUUUUUUUUUCAAAGAUAACACAAUAAUUUUUUUAAAUUUAAAAACAAUGGGUUAAAUAAGUUUAUAUUAGUUUUAUUUCGUAUAAAAGUCGCGUUGAAGAAACCAACAAAAAAAAAUCAUCAUGGUUUGGAUAAAAUAGUGUUUUUUUCCUGGAUAAUUAUGGAUAACUACGGAUACAAUCCCGAGGAAAACAGCAAUGGGAGACCCUUUACUAUAUCCAGAGGACUAGAUUCGGCUAACAAACAAAACAACGAAAAUGAUUUUUAUGUCGCGAUUAAUUCAAGAUUUAAACCUGUUAAAAAAGAGAUAUAUUACAAAAGGGCGACACUAAUACUAAUAUGCCUUGUCGUGUUAUUACUAAUUGGUUUGUUAGUGCUAAUAAUUUUAUAUUUGAAACCAGGAUUUAAAGGCAAUUUGUGCAUCACCAACAAAUGUAUUCGUACAGCUGCAAACCUAAAAUACUCCAUGAAUUUUUCCAUGGAUCCAUGUGAGGAUUUCUAUGAGUUUUGUUGUGGUAAAUGGUCAAUAGAACAUCCCAAUCAUGGAUGGUACACUACAUUUUCUACGUUUUCUACUAUUUCUGAAAAAAUCCUUCUUGAAUCAUUGGAAGUUCUUUCUAAAAAAGAAGUUGAAGACGAACCUUUGUCUGUAAGUCAAGCAAAAUGGUUCUAUCAGUCUUGUAUGGAUACAGAUUCUAUCGAUUCAUUAGGUCUGAAACCGUUGUACAAGUACCUAAAGGCAGUAAAUUUACCAGUACUGCCUGAUUUUUUUAAUAAUAUUUCCAACACUAAAGACAGAAAAUUUGAUUGGAUUAAAAGCGAGGUCCUCAUCAAAACAGUGUUGGCUAUGGAUUUAUUUGUUGGCUUCACUGUAGGUCCUAACAUAUUUAAGAGAGACCAAAACGUGAUAUAUGUGGGAGUUUUGUUUCAAAGUUGCCCUUUACCUAGUCCACUUAAAAAGAAACGGUACAUUCGACAACCAUGGAAAAGACAACUUCAACAAAAUUUGAACACUAUUUCUAGUCAUAGUACAAACAAAACUAGUGAUACCGAUAGUGAUGAUGAUGAUUAUGAUACGGAUGAAGCUGAAGAGACGCUUAGGAAUAUGAUACGAUCAAACAUGAUCAAACUUGUAACCAAAAGGAUUGUUGAAGAUGUUGGUGGUAAUCAACCGGAAGAUACAGUGUUGCAACGCGCUAUGGAAGUGAUAAAUAAUAUAACAGAUUUUAUAGACGAAAUAAAUGGUAACUUCACAGUUCCAGAAGGUGAGAGUGAAUACGAAAAAACUCGCAAAUAUUCUAUCCAGGAACUUCAAGAUCUCACCGAUAAUAACGUCAAAACUUCAAUGCCCAAUUUCUGGAUGGACUACAUAGGCCGGAUUUUCGAAAACACUAACGUCACUAUUGCCAGAAACGAUUCAGUGUUUAUUGUUGACGUUGAACUGGAAUACUUGUACACUAUUUUGGAGUAUGUUUCCAGUCAGCCGUCUGAGCAUUUGGAGCUGUAUAUGUGGUGGGCUACAGUGUAUUCCAUGGUGAUCAACCUUUCCUCUGAUCUAGCCGAUGAGGUACUAACUCAAGCUUCUAUGUUCUAUCAAGAGUCAAAAGAUCAGGGGAGUGUAUAUGCCAGAUCCAGAUCCAUUACUUGCUGUGAACUGGUAAAUACUUACAUGGGAUGGGCUGUGAGUUAUGUAGUGGCUGACAAAAGUUUUGCCAAUCAAACCAAGCCCAAAGUGGAAAAAAUGAUAAAUGAUAUUAAAGCUGCGUUUGUUGAUCACGUGAAAACUUUAAAAUGGAUGGAUAAGGAUACGAAAAAAGUUACUUUAGAGAAAACAGAAGAAAUGUUGAGUUUGGUUGGUUAUCCUGAUUGGUUGUUUAAAGAUGGAGCUGUUGACAGGAAAUACGAAGGGCUAGAAAUAAACUCUACUACCUAUUUGAAUAAUAUGGUUAAUACCAUAAUAAUAAGUGUUGCCCAAACUUUAACCUCUUUGAGAAUACCCAAUCCUAGAGACUGGACUACUGAAGCCAUUGUGGUCAAUGCCUAUAACAGCUUUGGGGAUAAUUCAAUAAAUGUACCCAUGGCAAUACUGAACUACCCCGUCUAUGACCUAGGAUUAGAAGUUUUAAAUUAUGGUUCCAUUGGAUCAAUAAUAGGACACGAGUUGACACAUGGAUUCGAUAACACAGGCAGAAAACAUGAUAAAUACGGCAAUUAUAUACAGUGGUGGCCAAAUAAGACUAUAGAAACUUUCGAGAAUAUGACUCAGUGUUUUAUAAACCAGUACGACAACUACACUAUAGAUGGCAUCAAAGGACACGUUAAAGGGAAAGUGACUUUGGGAGAAAACUUGGCGGAUAACGGCGGAUUAAGUCAGGCUUACACGGCUUACAAGCGUUUUCAAAAACGGAAUGGCUUAGAGCCCAAACUGCCAGGUUUCGAGAAUUACAAGGACGACCAGCUGUUUUUUAUUGCCUAUGGAAGCAUUUGGUGCGAAACCCCGACAGUUAAGGAUCUCCAAGACCAAAUUGAGUACGACGAGCAUGCUCCUAACUCACUGAGAGUUAUAGGAACACUACAGAACUCACCUGAGUUCUCUCGGGCAUUCAAUUGCCCUAAAAAAAGUUACAUGAAUCCAGAAAAAUCAAAAUGCAAAAUUUGGUAAAAAUACUUAGGUCACAAUCAAAAUGGAUUUUGAAUAAUUUUCACAAUUUGAGAAAAAAUUAAAUGAACAAUUAAUUUUAAGUAGGGUUUUUUUGUUUCAAAUGUAGAUCCUUCUUUAAGUACAAAAAGCUCAAAGUAGAGUAGGAAAAAAUUGUAUAGAAAUAGAUUUUCUAUAUCUAUAGAAUUUAACAUCAAUAUAUAAAUUAUUUUGUUUUAAAU
Messenger RNA from Sitophilus oryzae (rice weevil), 3009 nucleotides. RefSeq names its product neprilysin. Gene Ontology annotation, cellular component: plasma membrane. The record is from RefSeq and is a predicted model, not a curated record. NCBI's taxonomy places the organism in Eukaryota, Metazoa, Arthropoda, Insecta, Coleoptera, Curculionidae. The coding region runs from base 290 to 2791 and encodes 833 amino acids. Gene Ontology annotation, molecular function: metalloendopeptidase activity. Gene Ontology annotation, biological process: protein processing. The transcript is spliced from 16 exons.